CUAUUCAUGUAUGUCAGAAGGGUGGAAUGCCAGGCACUUCUUCUACAUAAUGGUUCGAGAGAAAGAUGUUUGUUGGGAAUACGCUGAGAAACUAGAUGGAAACAAGGUUAAAUGCAAAUUCUGUCUAAGAGUUCUGAAUGGCGGCAUAAGUAGACUGAAGCAUCAUCUUUCUCGACUUCCAAGUAAAGGCGUAAAUCCAUGUAGCAAAGUUAGAGAUGAUGUCACCGAUAAGGUUAGGAUCAUUUUAGCAUCAAAGGAGGAUGGUAAAGAAGUUAUUCCAACAAAGAAGCGAAAGCAACCAGAACCUAGAUCACCUGUUAGUAAUAGUAUCACUACAAACAGAAGUCUUGUAACCCUAGAGACAGUAUCUCCGAUUGCCAAAAUCUUUCCUAAUAUUACCCAAACUGGUCCUUCGCAUGUGAGUGAUCAAGAAAAUGCAGAAAGAAGUAUAGCUCUUUUCUUUUUUGAAAACAAGUUGGAUUUCAGUAUUGCCCGUUCUUCGUCUUACCAGUUGAUGAUUGAUUCAGUAGCCAAAUGUGGUAACGGGUUCAAAGGUCCCUCUUUCGAAGCUCUGAAAACCAAUUGGUUGGAGAUGAUAAAAUCUGAAGUCAGCUUACAAUCUAAAGAAAUCGAGAAAGAAUGGACAACAACAGGUUGUACCAUAAUUGUGGAAACAUGGACCGACAACAAAUCAAGAGCGUUAAUCAACUUCCUGAUUUCAUCACCAUCCAGUACGUUUUUCCACAAAUCUGUAGACGCAUCUUCAUAUUUCAAGAACACAAAGUUCCUUGCUGAUUUGUUCGACUCCGUGAUUCAAGAUUUUGGGCCAGAAAAUAUCGUGCAGAUAAUAUUGGAUAACACACUCAACUGCACCAGUAUAGUGAAUCAUAUCCUGCAAACUUAUGGAACCAUCUUUGUAUCCCCUUGUGCUUUGCAAUGUUUGAAUGCAAUUUUGAAGGAGUUUUCAAAGAUAGAUUGGGUGAAUAGAUGCAUCCUUCAAGCACAGGUGAUUUCAAAGUUUAUAUACAACCAUUCAUCGCUUCUUGAUAUGAUGAAGAAGUUCACUGUAAGUGAAGAAAUCAUCAAAACUGGUAUCACAAAGUAUGUUUCUCACUUCCUUUCGUUGCAAUCCAUAUUGAAGCAACGGUCAAGAUUGAAACACAUGUUUAACAGCCCCGAAUUCACAAAUAACCCUGCUUAUGCAAAUAAACCACAGAGCAUGACCUGCAUUGGCAUACUUGAUGACAACGAGUUUUGGAGGGCAGUGGAAGAAUGUGUUGCCGUUUCUGAGCCAUUUCUAAAGGUUAUGAGGGAGGUAUCUGGCGGAAAACCAGCAGUUGGUUCGAUUUAUGAGUUGAUGACCAAAGCCAAGGAGUCGAUACGGACAUAUUAUAUCAUGGAUGAUAUCAAGUGCAAGACUUUCUUUGAUAUUGUGGAUCAGAAAUGGCAGAGCCACCUUCAUUCACCUUUACAUUCGGCAGCUGCAUUCUUGAACCCGAGCAUCCAGUAUAAUCCUGAGAUCAAGUUUCUUGGAUCGAUAAAAGAAGACUUCUUUAGAGUUUUGGAGAAGCUGCUCCCAACUCCUGAACUAAAAAGAGACAUCACCAAUCAAAUUCUGUUGUUUACGAGGGCCACCGGGAUGUUUGGCUGCAAUCUUGCGAGGGAGGCCAUUGAUGCUGUUUCACCUGGAAUUUGGUGGGAACUAUACGGCGACUCGGCUCUAACCUUACAACGAGUUGCCAUGAGAAUCUUGAGCCAGGUUUGCAGCGGUUCCACGUUUGAGCGACAAUGGAGCACGUUUCAACAAAUCCACUCCGAGAAGCGAAAUAAGAUCGAUAAGGAAGUUUUAAACGAUAUUGCCUACAUACAUUACAAUCUAAAGCUAGCAAGAUCCAAAAAAUCAAAGUCAACAGAUACUGAUCCUAUACAAGUAGAUGACAUCGAUAUGACGUCACCAUGGGUCGAAGAAACCGAGAAUCCUAGCCCUACUCAAUGGCUUGAUCGAUUCGGUUCAGCUCUUGAUGGGAAUGACUUGAAUACGAGACAAUUUAGCAACUCGAUAUUUGGUCCCAAUGACCAUAUGUUUAAUCUGUGAUGUUUUUGUAGCCACGAUGUUGCAACGAUGUAUAUACGACAUUUGUAAAAAUGAUUUCAAGCAUGAAGACGACCCUCGGAUUAUAACCGUCCUCGAAAAGACGAACCUUCUUGGGGAAAUACACCGAAUGCUAGAAAACAGGAAAUAACCAAAUCACGAGUUGAGAUUCGACAGCCCGCUGUUCACAAACUAGUGAACCAAAUCCGAUCAUCACCGUUCAGAAGUUACCAACCUUCGCACAAGAUUUCAGCUCGGUUUAAUUUCUCAAAUAUAACUGAAAACGGAAACAGCCCAAAAAUUGACCAACUUUAUUUCUCUUUAAUCGGAAUUAGUAUCCCUACCCCUUGGAUGGUGGCAAGUCUGUGUAUAUCUUACCGUCCUUUCUUUUACUGUAUUU
Cynara cardunculus var. scolymus (artichoke) is the source of this 2492-nucleotide messenger RNA. RefSeq lists its product as uncharacterized. NCBI's taxonomy places the organism in Eukaryota, Viridiplantae, Streptophyta, Magnoliopsida, Asterales, Asteraceae. Gene Ontology annotation, molecular function: protein dimerization activity; DNA binding. The transcript has 3 exons. The coding region runs from base 11 to 2095 and encodes 694 amino acids. The record is from RefSeq and is a predicted model, not a curated record.